Messenger RNA from Lymnaea stagnalis (great pond snail), 7922 nucleotides. The record is from the annotation of a GenBank genome assembly. Lineage: Eukaryota; Metazoa; Mollusca; Gastropoda; Lymnaeidae.
UCGUCAAAGCGAAAACUUAAUAUAAGUUAACAAAGUAAAAGAAGGAUAACGGUAUAUGUCAAGUAUAGUAUAAUAGUAUCAAUAUAAUAAAUAAUAAUAUAAUUAAUAAUAGCAUCAUACCGUAUGUUAUUAGUAUAAAUGCCUUCAUGAUAGUAGGCCUAUACUUUUGACUUUAUAACUUAACUGAAAUUAAACUUUAUUUUGGAUUUCAUAAAACACAUUUCUGAUCGAUUUAAUUUUUGAAAUUUUUGUUAAAUUUGUAAUUUGUAAACAUAGAAAUGUUUAUUUUAUUUAGAAUUGAGUGGUCUAGAUUAGAGUUAGAGUAAUUAGAUUUGGUAUGCUGUGAUUUGUGAUUGUUUACACAACUGAGGAAAAUACGAAAGGGGAAAUUGAAAUGGAAUUCUACAAAGUCAUUAAAUUGUUGUUGGCGUUUCUUUUCUUCGCUUUAGGAGCCAUUCAUCAGAGCUACGCAAGUGAGUAGACACUUAUUUAUAAAAGGCAACUUUGACUUGAGACUUAGUAUGUUUAAGUUUAUUUUUGUUUAUUAUUAAUUAUUAUGUUUUUUUAAAGUUUAUUAUUAAUAUUAUGUGUAUAGUAUGAUUUAAGAUUUUUAUUUUAAUGGCUUCAUUUCUUAAAAGUAUUAACUAAUAUAUGGAAAAUAAUAAUAUAAUGAUAUAUUUUAAUAUUAUAAUGACUUUUAAAAAGUCUAUUCUCAUUUAGGCCCUAUAAUUUAUUUUAUUAAAACAUUAACAUAGGCACAAUCAAAUUGGGAAGUACUUACUGUGAAGAUCGAACUUGUAAAUUUGUCCCAAAUGUGUUGGACUUCAAUAAAGCUACUGCUGUGGGAACCUUCAAUGAUGCUAUUCUCUCCACUGGAUGGGGAAUACUUGACAUAAGUGCUGGAAAUGUUCCUGUAAAAGGCCAGACAGACGCUGAUAUUAUGUUUGCCGCUGGAUUUGUGGAAGGUGUUUUAACAGCAGAGUAAGUUAUAAUACACAUUUAGACAAUAUAUAAUUUUAAAGUUAAUGUGUGUAAGAAAUAAACAUUUAAUUGUUUUUUCCAGCUUUUACAUUUUUCAACGAAAUGGGCCGUCUGUAAAAAAGACAUCACUAACUUUGUGUGAUGAUUUAUAGAAAUAUGGAUAUUUGCCAAAGUUGCUUGACGUCAUUUAUGGAUAACUCCAAAAAUAACAUGUGAUGAUAUACAUAAGAGCCAUGGAAGGACUUACGUUUUAUUUGUUUUCUUUGAUUUAUUUAGAUCAGGGUAUCCGGCCCACCGACAGUACUUGCAUUUGCUUGAUUAAAUGUAUGUUUACCCACAGAGAAGGAAAACUUGUUGAAUUUUGCCGUUGCUAACCCGAUGUUGAGUUUCUAAAACUGAAGAACUUUGCCACUGGUAUGGCAUCAGUGUUUGGAACAACUUAUGUCUGUGAGCAAACAUUUUCAAAAAUAAAGUAUGUCAAGUCAACACAUCAACAGAGAUUUACUGAUAAACAUUGAAAAACAUUUCUCUUGAUUGGAUUCAGCAAAUCCAAACCAAACAUUGAUGAUAUCUUGAAAGCCAAAUGUCAGUUUCAUAAAUCUUACAAACCUUUCUUGCUGCUUAGCAUGUGAUAUUCGAAAAUGUGCGCACUAUGUCUGAUGUAACUAUCUCUUUGCUAACGUCACCUUCUUUGAUAACUUUUUUAGAAAAUAAAUAUGUUGGUUGUCUUUGUUUUUUGUACAAUGCACGUCACUCACCCAUGAUUAACAUGGAAUACUAAACUUAGUUUUUCGCCUUAUUUCCCCAGAGUAUUCGUUCUGGCUUGAAAGUAUUGUACAGAAUGAUUAUCCGGCCCACGUUUGUCAUUGCUUCCAUUAUCCGGCCCGCCUUGAAAAAAGUUUGGAGAUCCCUGAUUUAGAUUAACAGAAGAUCCCCCCAUCCCUGUGGUGCUACAGCCCAUGUAGGGCUUCAGCCUGCCUCACCACUUCCUUCCUCCUAAGUGAUGUUUUUCUUUUCCAGCAUCUGUAGGUCUUUUUCCACAUCAUCCACACAUCUAAGCCUAGGUCUGCCUUUGAGCAGUUUUCUUUUGGGGGUGUUGGUGGUGCAUCCUCUUCACCCCUCUGACAUUUGGCAUUCUUUCUAAGUGUCAUGCCCAGCGUAGCCUGCCCUUUUUUUGAUCUAUGCUUCUAGCGUGGAAUCCAGACAUAGUCUUUACAAUUCCUGGUUGGUUUGUAUUCUCCAUCCAUAUUCAUCCAGAUUACCAGAAGAUGCCAUGUUGCUAUUAUCACGCAAUAGAAAAAAUUUAUUAUUUCUUCAUUAGAAUAUAACUUUCAAAAAUUGAAACUAAAAUACUAUGUAAGCAAUUUCAACAUAAGGGAUACUCUAUCAACAGGCAGAUGGAAUACCAGUUCAUCAACCUGUUUGACACAUUUUUUCCAACACCUGUGGAUGAGAAUCUGUUAAAGGAAUUAGACCAGUGGUUUAUCAAACAAAGGCACUGGGCAGACAACAUGAUCAAAAGCUAUCCUGAUAAUCCAUUUUGGCGCCAUGCAUCAUAUAUUUUUGCACAAUUAGAUGGUCUUUUAGCAGGAUACAAAUCUACUUUAAGUAAAAGCAAUGUAAGGUAUAAAAAUAAGUAUAAUGUUUACUUUUAAUCUGUGUCUAUAUAAAAAAAAGCUUUAAAUAUGUAUUUUUUGUGAAGUUCUUUCCUUGUAGUAGACUCUGAGGGUGGGUCCAAGCUAGAAGGUCUAUUUUAAAAUAUGUUACAAAAGUAUUUUUACAGAUUUAGAGUUAGUAUCACUUUUCAAAUAAUAAGUUCUGCAAGUUUCAAUGAUUUAGAGAUAUCAUUAAUUCUAAUGUCAACAUUAUUGAAAUCAAAAUGAAAUAUUUAGUAAAUUGCUCUCCUUAUCUUGCUUUUAUUAUUGUACUCUCCCAUUUAUAUCUCAUGUGUGUUGCUGAAUUUUUUAUUUUAAGCAGUUAAGUUCUACAGUGAAAAAAUGUUGUUUUUAUUAAAUUUCAAUUUUCAUCUACCAUUCGAACAGGUUACCCUUGAUCUGUUUGCUUUAAAUUUCCUCAAUGCUAAUGGUGACUUGUUUGACCUGCUGAAAGUCUUAAAACCAAGCUCAAUUCAAGAUUGGAGGAGAUUUUCACAGCAGGAAGCAAGAAACUAUUUCUAUUCAACUGGUCACUGCUCAGUUCUUAUCAAGGUUUUAAAAAUAGAUUUAAUGCAGACCUGUUUACUCUUGCGAUUGUACGAUUUUGAGGUGUAUACAUUAUAUAUACUGGAUGUUUCUUUUUUUACUAUAAAGAUGAUGUAUUGAAUGAUUAUGUGAUGAUAUUGUACGAUUUUGAGAGUUUGAGGGUAAACUGGUCUGUUUAAUGUGUAAUUUAUUGACAAUUAAUAUUUUAUUUAAGCAUCUUUAAACUUUUGUUGCCAACUUAAACUUAGAAAAGAUAAUUAUUUAAUUUUUGUCAUUUUUUUAAAACUACAAAAGCCACUGUGCCUAUCAUAUGAUGGAUUUUUCUUAAAUUUUGGUAUUCAUUACAAGAUGAUAACUAUAUUCCAUUUAUUUUUUAUUUUUUAAGCUGCUACCAGGCUUUGAGAAUCUCUUUAUGUCUCACUCCAGCUGGUUUGUUUAUGCUGCCACUAAUAGAAUAUAUAAACAUUACAAUUUGAAUGUAUCAGAUUCUGCUACUGCUUCAAGGAAGAUCUCUUUCUCCAGCUAUCCAGGUUAGAGUUAAGAUUUGUGUUUUUAUCUCGAAAAAUAUUUAAAAAAUUUCUUUCAAUAUUCACAGUGACAUUUUAAUUUUUUGUGAAACAUUUUCAGAUAAUCUACCACUAUCAGUUAACCAUAACCAUUAUUUGCAAAUUUAGAGAAAAUGUCAGACUCUGGGUCUCUGUCUCUAACCUUAGCCAUGAUUCAUUUAUUAAUACUAAUUGAAACAAAAACAAAUAUUUUCAUGAAUAUAGUUAUUGAAAUAAUUAGCAGCAAUUUCAAUAACUAUAUUCAUGAAAAUAACAGGUUUGCUAGAAAAACAAUUAGCAGCAGUUUUUCUAGCAUUAAACCUGUUAUUUUUUUUUUAAAUAUAUUUUAGAGGUCCAAGUAUCUGGUAGUACAAUAUAUAUAAAUGGUGGAAAUGUGUAUCCAUAAUCUUAGUGUAAUUUUAAAUUGUUGGGGCUUGGAAACUAUUAACUUUGGUAAUGACUACAAUUAAAUUUAAAAGUAGAUUGAAUUAAGGCCUAACAAUUUAUAUUAAAAUUCUGCAUCAUGAGACAUCAAACUUGUUGUUGCAUUGCUUCCCUAAAAAUGAUUUCUCAAAAAUAAUUUUGUUAGGAUACUUGGAAUCUCUGGAUGACUUCUACCAUCUUGGAAGUGGAAUGGCUAUGCUGCAGACCACAAAUAACAUAUUUAACAGCUCCCUCUACGAGUAUGUAUCCCCACAGUCUCUGCUAGCCUGGCAACGUGUCCGCAUUGCUAAUAUGAUGGCCAGGAGUGGCAAAGAGUGGACUGAUGUUGUUGCCAAAUACAACUCUGGUACAAUAUUUAAUAUUUGCCCAUUCUAGACUUGUACAUCCUCAGUCAGUAGAUUAUUAGUUUACUAUGAUCAAGUAACUACCCUGUUUUUAAUUUUGUUGUGCUUCAACAAAUUAUACACUAUGCAAGAAUAAAUUUGAUAUUUCCCUUAAGCCUUACAUAGCUUCAGUCUUAAUUGUAUUAAUUAUUUUUAGUGCAAAAUAUUAUUAAUGUCACAUUCUUUACAUCAUGACACUUCUACAUUUCCUACCCUCUACUAGUUUAAGCCUACCAGACUAGAUUACAGGUAGAUUACAUAAAAAUACAUUUGACUGAAUAAACAAAUGAUUCUAAUAAUUAUAAUUAUUUGCUUAAAAUAUUGAUAUAUUUGAUUUGAAAUGCUUAGGCAUUUAUUUUAUAGUCAAGAUUUCUUACCUGGCAUAUAAAUUUCUGAUUAGGCAUAUAAUUUUCUGUUACACUAAAUAUUGGCGGUACUUCAAACAAAAUUAUUUAUGACACCAUACUAAAUAAAUGUGAGUGAUUUAUUAUGCACUAAAUUUUGAUAUUGAAAAAAAUUUUGUUUGAAUUCCCAUAGGUACUUAUAACAACCAGUACAUGGUUAUUGAUUUGAAACUUAUUAAAUUAGGACAACCGCUUCCAGAUAAUACUAUCUGGGUGGCAGAACAGAUUCCAGGGUUGGUUGUUGCUGAGGAUCUUACCCCAAUUCUUCGAGCAGGUAAAGCUCAAUUAUUUGAGGACCUGCACUGAACAUAUUUUUAUAUAUAAGUAGGCAUGCAAUCCUAUCUGAACAUAAAUAAAUUAGCAUAUAACUGAAAAAUAUUCAUCACUCUUAAUGAAGCUUAACAGUUUGCAUAUUAUUAUGUCAUAAAGAACACUUAACAAUUUCUACUUACUGCUUUAUAAAUUUCACAUAUUUCAGGAUAUUUCCCAUCAUACAACAUUCCAUUUUUUGAAGAGAUUUUUAACAAAAGUGGUUAUCCUGAGUAUGUAAAAGUUCAUGGCACAGAGUUCUCAUACCAACUGGCACCAAGGGCAAAAAUAUUUCGCAGAGACCAGUCGAAGGUGAAAGACAUGAAGUCCAUGAAGGCUGUAAUGAGAAGCAAUGGUAAAACAUAUUGUUAUAUUUAACCCUACCAGCCCUGAGGCCCUGAACCUAAGUGUCCUCUAUCCCUGGGCAUUAAAGAGAAAAAACCAACAUGAUAUAUAAAAUGUUUGUUCCAUGCAAACAAGUGGUUAGAAUCAGAUAGAACUUGGAGACAUUGUAGAAAAUAGGUCUACCAUUCAUCUAGCACAAUUGUGUGCCAAUCCACCCAACAAGAUGAACCUUGUAUUUCUUGCAUUUCUGGCACAUGUGUUAUUGUAGCAAUGCGGCAUCUAUGGGAAAAAUGCAUGUUUGAAUGUCUGUCCAGAAAGUGCUUAACGAAGGAAAAUUUGAUUAAAAAAAUAUUUCCCCAGUGUCUGAGGUUGAGACAGCAGUUAAAUAAGCAUGAGAUAAAAAUUGAUUCUUUUGAAUAGCAAAAAAAAAAAAUAAUAAUAAUAAUACCUUUUUUUAAUUUAUUUUAUUUGUAGACGUUAAAAAAAUAUAAACUUUUCAGAUAAAUUACCAACUGAAUCAAAAUUAUUUAAUUGUUGUAAUAAUUAAAAUUAUUUCUGACUUUAGAUUAUAAAAAUGACACAUAUAGUGGUGGGAGUGCCUGGGGUGCUAUUUGUGCAAGGGGAGAUCUUGUAGAUGAGGCACCAUCUGCAUCUGGUUGUUAUGACACCAAGGUAGGAAUGUCGUUAUUUUGGACUGUUAAGUCUUUUCAUAUAUAUAUAACAUUUUGUUUAUAUUUUUUGAAAUACCUUUUUUUUAACAAUCACUUUUCAAGAAGCAUAAGGAAAAUGGACCUAUAAAAUGGCUCAAAAGCUCAAUAUUGAUUUUUUCAAAAUAAACAAGACAACUUCACUUUUUUUACAUUUAUUAAGAAAAUUCAAACAAAACUAAUUCUUUCUUUAAGACUUGUAUUAUUUCUGUAGUGUGUUUAAAGAAUGUCAAGCAAUGACCUUUUUUUCUUAUCUCAAUAGGUGUCAGAUUUUAAAAUGGCUCUCAAGUUUCAAGCAGACAUAAUUAAUGGCCCUACAGUAGACUCAGGGCUGUCACCAUUUUCCUGGACUGGAGACUUUGCCUCCCUGUCGCAUGUUGGACUACCACAGACUUACAAUUUCACUUUCAUCCAAACAAAACCCAGAUUUUGAUUGUUUUUGGUUGUAAUCAAAUAAUAUUUUUGAAAUUGUAGAGUAAUUAUGACCACCAUCACCUCAUUCUCUCUAACCCCUUUUCCUCCGCCUCACCGCCUAUGCCCUACCCUCUAGUCUAAAUAAGGGUUGCACAGAUAAGCAGAUUGGUGAAUUGCCACACUGGCAGAGCAAAUCAGCCUAUUGCCAAUUUAUCGGCACUGCUACACCUGUCAAUAUGGAUUAAUGGGCCACCAAUUAUAUAUUAUGAACUUAUUUAAAUUUGCUUUCAAAUGCUUGUUGUACCGGUAAUUAAAAACUGUAAAAUUAUACUAUUUCGUCAUGAAUCACAAUUGUAGAGAAACUAUUUAUGUAUAGAGCAGAAAUGAGCUCUCCUUUUAUUCCCAACAUUUGAGCCAUGAGCACAGACCAGGAUAGCACUGGUAUUUACCUAAUGUGGUACAAAUUUGAUCAAAUCCCAUUAAAUCAAUCCAAUAUUCUAUCAAUACUAUUAAAACCACCUAAAUUUACACGUGAACCCCACCCCUCAAUAAAACCACAAUUAAUUCAUUACUAAAUCGCAGGCUACAAACCUAAUUAAUUUUUUUUUUUUUUAACUGGAGAGUUGAAUUUUUACCUUUUCAUUUUAGCAAUUUAUCUGCUUUGUGCAACUUCAAAACUCUUUACAUGGAUGUACAUAUUCUUCUACAAGGUUCUACUGAGCAAUGAAUGAAAUAAACCUGCUAGUAUUAUAACAAGUAAAAAAAACUUUUUUAUUAUAUGCAAUGUCUCAUCUUAAACAAGUGUGAGGCUUUCAACUGCGUUCAAGACUUCCUAUUUGUGAUAUUCAAACACCUGAACACGACUCACAAUAUUCAGUUAUCAUUUAACUAAUUUUUCUUUUUUCAAAUUGAUAUGGUUUGUAACAAUAUAACUUAUUAUUACUAAAGAAUUAUCAAAUUUGACAGAGCUUAAAUGUACAAUGGCAGAGUUCAGUGCCAUUAGACAGUGAGUAAUGUUGUUUUCUUAGUAAAUCACAAAAUGCAUUGUACAUAGCACUUGAAGAUUCAUCUUUUAAGGCAAUGACAAAUUAUUAAGCUGUUAAAUAAACAUAGCUUGAUGUGAUGCAUUGAAACAGCAUUUUUCAAAAUAUUCUUUCACUUCGAUGCUAUUUUUAUAACAAGAAAAAUU